AACAUCGUGCUUGCUUUUCAUCAUAAGGUCAUUAAAGAGGAUCAGAAAGACGAAUAUUAUUGUCUCUAUAUACAAUGUUCGGUAUUCAGUGAUAAGAAGGAUAUACUUGUACGCUAUUUUUCAAUUUGUAAGAUGAGAACUGCUACUAUGGAACACUUGCUAACUUUUGUGUCACUAAUGAUUUCAUCAGUGAUCAGUGAACAUAUAGUUACUGUUCAAACAAAUCUUGGUUCUAUCAAAGGAAUCGCAUCAAAAGUAUCAUUUGACAAUAAAACACACGUUUAUACUGUUUUCAAGAAAAUACCAUACGCUAAACCACCAAUCGGAGAUCUUCGAUUUAAAGACGCAGCUUCAUUUGGUCCAUGGAAUGUAACAUUAGAUGCAACACAAUUCGGUCCAUCGUGUUAUCAACAAUACACCGGCGGCUAUGAUGAAUUCUUGCCUAAUUUAGAGAUGAGCGAAGACUGUCUAUUCUUGAAUAUUUACGUACCUGCUAGUGCCUCGGUUAAAAAUAAAAAAUCAGUAAUGAUAUGGAUUCAUGGCGGUGGAUAUGUUGUUGGACAGGGUAUGUUUUAUGAUGGUUCUUUCUUAAGUACCAUUGGAGAUGUGAUUGUUGUAACUUUAAACUAUCGGUUGGAUGUGUUUGGAUUCUUUACAACUUCAGACGGUAUGUCAGGUGGUAAUUAUGGCUUCAAUGAUCAGAGAAAAGCAAUUCAGUGGGUUAACGAUAAUAUUGAAAGUUUUGGUGGUGAUACACAAUCCAUUACUUUAUUUGGUGAAUCGGCCGGUGGAUUCAGUGUAGGCUUGCAAGCAAUAUAUCCUGCCAACAAGGGACUCUUUCAUCGGGUCAUUGAGCAAAGUGGUACAGGUAACAGCCUUUUUUCUGAUACCCCAAAACAUUUCUUGGGAAGUGAAAUGGUAAUUCAGUCACUUAACUGUAGUAAUGGUACGCCGUCUGAACGAACAUUGUGCAUGCAAAGUAAAAGUGCUGAAGAAAUUCUAAAUGCAUCUAUAUCACUACCCAUAUUUGGUUCAGGGUCACUAGAUAUUCAUCAAAUUGCUUACUGGACACCUUAUUUCAAAGAGGACCCAAGGAAAUUAAUGCGAAAUCCGCGUUCCCGUGCCGUUGAGUUCUUUAGAUCGUUAGACGUUAUAAUAGGAACAUGCGAAUCAGAGGGGUCAUUAUUGUUUGAAUAUCUGGAACUUUUACGAAACAAAUUAUCCUUCAACAUAUCACAAGGAAUAACAUCUGAUUUUAUGUGUAAGCAUAUUGUUCAGCCAAUUACAGAAGAUUUUUAUAAUAACAGCACUGCUAUACGUAGUGCUAUGUGCCAAAAAUAUCAAAAUAAAAGUUCAAUUGCGGAUCAAGGACAAAAUGUUAUAAACUUGUUUAGUGACUUAUUUUUCCACAGUCCAGCAGUACAAAGUUUGAACAUUCAUGCCAUAAACAAUAAUACAACUAAACAGUUUCAGUAUGUCAACGAAAGACGAUCUAUAUUUUCGAGUUCCCUCAGUCGUUACCCAUGGUUUAAAGGAGCAGCUCACGGUGAUGAAUUACCAUACAUUUUCCCGUUCCAAUUACCAUCAUUGCCCUCCGCAACCGAUGAUGACAUUUCUUUCAGUCUGAAGAUGAUGAAAUAUUGGAGUAAUUUUGCAAAGACUGGGAAUGUCAACGGUAAUGGUGUACCAGAGUGGCCAGAGUAUGAUAUUGUAACAAAGAAGUAUUCUCUUCUCGAUGUCAAUCCGGUGAUACAGAAUAACUUGUACAAAGACCGAAUGGACUUUUGGUUAACUCAGAUACCAGCCUUAAAAUCAGGAACAACGCCUUGUAUGACGCCAGAGUGUAUAUUUGGAUAAAUGGACUGAGUUCUACAAGUUGAAAUAAUGGAAACUAAUAACGCCUUGUACUACACUAGGUUGUAUAUGUGAAUAAAUUGAACUAUUUAA
Molecule: messenger RNA, 1947 nt
Organism: Mytilus trossulus (common blue mussel)
Lineage: Eukaryota; Metazoa; Mollusca; Bivalvia; Mytilida; Mytilidae
Product: fatty acyl-CoA hydrolase precursor, medium chain-like
Exons: 3
Coding region: 133-1857 (574 amino acids)
Source: RefSeq, a predicted model, not a curated record